This is a messenger RNA of Coffea arabica (coffee), 501 nucleotides long. NCBI's taxonomy places the organism in Eukaryota, Viridiplantae, Streptophyta, Magnoliopsida, Gentianales, Rubiaceae. The record is from RefSeq and is a predicted model, not a curated record.
AUGGCGAAAGAGGUUCUAGUAACUCAUGAUCCAAGCUUUGCAGACAGGCCACCGCGACUAGCCACCACUAUCUUGUGCUAUGAUCUACAAGAUCUUGCCUUUACUCCUUACGGCGAUCACUGGAGGCAAAUGCGUAAAAUAUGCCUGAUGGAGCUUCUUAGCGGCAAGAGAGUCCGAUCAUUCAGUUUUAUUAGAAAUGCUGAAAUCGCAAAACUGAUGGAAUCAAUUCUCUUUUCUUCAGGGAAAGCGUUGGUGAAGUCCUGGAUCAAGCCGGUACAUCCCCUUCUGAAGUUCUGUGUAUUUGUACCUGACGGAAUUGUUGGUGAGAAUGAAGUAAAAGGCGCAUUAAAAGUCGACUUUCCAGAAGAUGUCUUGUUAAGCGUGCCCACGCUUUGUCAAACGCGAAGUGGUACUUCUAAAGAUCUAUGUCCAGUAGACUCCAGUCUGUUAAGCGUGCCCACGCCUUAUUUGACAAGGCAAUCAAGAGUUCGUAGGACAUGA